Messenger RNA from Drosophila subobscura, 1955 nucleotides. Its product is annotated as LIM homeobox transcription factor 1-beta. Gene Ontology annotation, cellular component: nucleus. Gene Ontology annotation, molecular function: DNA-binding transcription factor activity, RNA polymerase II-specific; RNA polymerase II transcription regulatory region sequence-specific DNA binding. NCBI's taxonomy places the organism in Eukaryota, Metazoa, Arthropoda, Insecta, Diptera, Drosophilidae. The record is from RefSeq and is a predicted model, not a curated record. The coding region runs from base 166 to 1878 and encodes 570 amino acids. The transcript is spliced from 6 exons. Gene Ontology annotation, biological process: regulation of transcription by RNA polymerase II; neuron differentiation.
UUCAAGCAUCGCGUUUCGUAACAGGGCUAGGUCAGAGAACCUCGACGCAGGCCGCUGGAAAGUUCCCAAUCGAAUAAUAGCGACAAUCGAAUUAUUUUGAGACAUUAAAACUUCGCAAAAUGUGCCAGUAAACAAAGGAAAUUCCUGCUGCCUACAUCACAUCCCAUGCUCAUCCGAGAGCUUUGCGAAAAUUAUGUAAUUGGCAGCAAUUGUGACUUUGAAUUUUCCAAACUAAACGAAAACACAAUGAUCGAUGAGCAGCACCCAAUGCAAAUUGGAAUGUUUCCAAUGGACAUAAAAUGUCAACAGCAGAAUCUACUGGGAGCCGGCCCAGGACCAGGACCAGGAACAGGAGCUAAGGGAGGAUCCGCACCAUGCUCAGGAGCGGGGCAGCCACAGGCUGGGGGCCUCAAUCAACUGCUGUUGAACGGAAAUGAACGCAUGUUAACAACACCAGCAUCAGCAGCAGCAACAGCAGCGGCAACAGGAAGAGGUUUGACAACAGCAACAGACACUACAAGUGGCAAAGCCGGAGCAGCAGCCCACCAUGACAAAAUGGCGUCAGUCAGCAGAAAUGUCAACGGAAGUUGCAACAACCACAACAGCAACAGCGCCAUAAACAAUGGCCACGCACAGCAUCAACAGACGAUGGGCAUGGGCAUGGGACCGGGACCGCCCCACCUCUGUAACCGCAUUACCUUGGGGGAGUGCAGUCUGAAUGGGAUGGACGGCUUCACGGCCCCCGUACCUCCAUCGGCAUCAAACACACCGCAAGCGCCUCAACCGCUGCAACAGCACACGGGUAUGGGAGGGGACAUGGGGGCACUCCCGAUGAACAACUGCGCCCACUGCUGCCAGCCCAUUUGUGAUCGCUACAUCAUGCGCGUAUUGGAUAACUCCUUCCAUGAGGGCUGCCUUAAGUGCACCGCCUGCUCGCUCCACCUAGUGCACUCGUGCUACUCUCGGGAGGGCAAGCUUUACUGCCGCAUUGACUACGAGAGACUCUACAUCCGCAAUCGUUGCCUGGGCUGUGGCCAUAAGGUCGCCGCUGAUGAGCUAGUGAUGCGGUGCCACGAGAAUGUCUUCCAUCUGAAGUGCUUUGCCUGUGUGGUGUGCGGAGCCCUGCUGAAGAAGGGCGAGCAGUAUGUGGUAAAACAGGGACAACUCUUCUGCCGCUUCGACUAUGAAAAGGAGGUGGAGAUGCUGCAGGGCUAUGAUUACUACGGCGACGACCUCUUUCCGCCCAAACUGGAUGGUAGACGCGGACCCAAGCGACCACGCACGAUCCUCAACACCCAGCAGAGACGCUCGUUCAAGGCCUCGUUCGAGGUGUCACCCAAGCCCUGUCGCAAAGUGAGAGAGAAUCUGGCCAAGGAGACUGGUUUAAGCCUAAGGAUCGUGCAGGUGUGGUUUCAAAACCAACGCGCCAAGGUCAAGAAGAUACAGAAGAAGGCUAAGCAAGAGCCGCCUAGCAAAGGAGCCAGCGACUCCCAGGACUCACAAGAGUCGCACGACAGCAGUCUGGCCACCAAAAUCAAGGACGAGGCGCAUAGCGACAGCGAGUCACAAAUGGAGUCGCCAUAUUCAAAUGCCUCCGAGGGACUAUCCAGAAUGCGCUGCAUCAAGGAGGAGCAGGAGCAAGUGCCCUUCAACUGCAUGGAAACCAACAAGGAGAACUGUAACAAGAACAACGAGCCAAUACUGAACACCAUUCUGGGGCUGAGCUACGCCACUUUCCAGCAGCUAAUGGGACCCUUCACGCAGACGCCCAUGAUCAACCCGAUCGACCGACUCUACAGUAUGCAAAGUUCGUACUUUCGGCCCGAGGAGCUGGGUGCCUACGGCGAUUGCGGUGUCAAGGAAGCCCUGGAGCACUAGUCCAUCCUUAAAGCCCCUCACUCCAAAUUUUAAGCCCAAAUCAAAAUUAGACCUUGUAAAAUAAACGAAUGUUAAUA